AUGGCAGCCUCAAGGCCAGUGCUGUCGCUGCUGGUUGCAGCUCUCCUGCUGCACGUGGCCACCUCGCUGAAGAUUGGUGCCUUCAACAUCAGAGCCUUUGGGGACACCAAGAUGGCCAACCAGACCAUCGCAAACAUCAUCGUCUCUAUCCUGUCGGAGUACGACGUCAUUCUGGUGCAGGAGGUCCGGGACGCCGACCUGAGUGCCGUCAAUGACCUCAUGGACCAGCUCAACAGUGCUGGGAAACACCCAUAUGACUUUUUGAUCAGCGUCCCCCUGGGUCGGGGCACCUACAAGGAGCAGUACCUCUUCAUCUACAGGUCAGACAUGGUCUCCGUGCUGGGAAGCUACUACUAUGAUGAUGGCUGUGAGCCCUGUGGGACCGACACCUUCAGCAGGGAGCCCUUCAUUGUGAAGUUCUCCUCACCCACCACACAGGUGCAGCAGUUCGUGUUGGUGCCUCUGCAUUCGGAGCCCAGCCACGCAGGACAGGAGAUCGACGCGCUCUACGACGUCUACACCGAUGUAAUCAACAAGUGGGGGACUAACGACAUGAUCUUCCUGGGUGAUUUCAACGCUGACUGCUCCUACGUGCCCAGCUCCCAGUGGCCGUCCAUCCGCCUGCGCUCCCUGCGCGCCUGCGAGUGGCUGAUCCCCGACAGCGCCGACACCACCGUGGCCGACACCGACUGCGCCUACGACCGCAUCGUGGCCUGCGGCACCGCCCUGCGCCAAGACAUUGAGCCUGGCUCUGCCACUGUCAACAACUUCCAGAAGAAAUUCCAGCUCCAGCUCAAGGAUGCUUUGGCUGUCAGCGACCAUUUCCCAGUGGAGGUGACCCUGAAAGCCCUCUGA
Molecule: messenger RNA, 855 nt
Organism: Camarhynchus parvulus
Lineage: Eukaryota; Metazoa; Chordata; Aves; Passeriformes; Thraupidae
Product: deoxyribonuclease-1-like
Exons: 8
Coding region: 1-855 (284 amino acids)
Biological process (GO): DNA catabolic process
Cellular component (GO): nucleus
Molecular function (GO): DNA nuclease activity
Source: RefSeq, a predicted model, not a curated record